ACACACAUCAAGCCCCCUUCGGUUUCCCUUAACAAGAACACGAUUCUGUUCGUAUUUUGCCUGAAGUAUUCUACUCUACGAUCUAUGUGUAUCUUAAUGUACUCACUGUGCACCCGCGAAUUCGAGUUCUAAUGAUAAACAACAAAGUUACGGCUCGUAAGAGCACGAUCAAUCGCAUGGUCAGAUACUUGCUCAUUUUGUUCGGCAUCUGGCCGGAUGUAUCGUGUAUGACGUUCUGCAGAGUAUUCUGGGGCAUCUCCUUAGUGAUUAUCGAAGUUUGCCUAUAUCGAUACCUUCUUAUACAUCUUUAUUCCAAUGAUAUAUCCGACUUAAUGGAUUGUUUUAGCACUUUAGUAGGUUACGUAAAGUUCACCGUCAAGAUUGCUAUCUUUUGGUGGAAUGAGCGAAUAUUCAAUCAAAUUUUAAAAUUAAUGGCGGAAGAUUGGAAAGAUUGUGCAAACAAUGAUAUCGAAAUGUGCAAAGCAGUUAGGAAGGCAAAGAUAUCUGAUUACAUUGCCAACGCGAUCAUCACUCUACACACAGCCGCUGUGCUCUUUUACGGCGUAGGCGUCAUCCUAACCGACGUCGAUAUUGCCGAUCCUACGAUCGAGAUACCUCACAUAUACAGAAUAGAAAUUCCAUUUUGUAUAACCUCACAAGUUAUGUAUAAAUUAAUGCUAAUUAUGGAAUUGAUUCAACUGAUAAUGAGCAGCUGGGGAAUGGGUGUUAUAAACGUCAUGCUUUUAACAAUGACCCUACACAUAGGUGGUCAAAUAGAUAUACUGCUUUGCUGGUUCGCGGAACUAAUGCCCGUAGAUAGCGCUAACAAACCCAGAUCCGACAUGAUGAAAAAGAUUAUUCAGAAACAUCAGAAAAUCAUCUAUUUCACGGAGAAUAUAGAAAAUUUGUACACAUUCAUCGCGUUGUUGCAAUUUAUAUCAAACGUAAUGAUGAUUUGCAUAUUAGGAUUUUUAAUCAUAACGGCGCUCGAUAAUCCCGGCGCGACGGAGAAAAUCGCGAGAUCGCUUUCAUAUUAUAGCGUGACGAAUCUAGAAGCGUUCAUGUUUUGCUAUGCUGGCGAAUAUCUGAUUAACAAGAGCAAAGCAAUCGGAUAUGCUGCGUACGAUUGCGCCUGGUACGACAUGAAACCCAAGGACAGUCGCAUUCUGUUGCUUAUUAUUUUAAGAUCGCAGAAACAAUUAACGCUCACCAUUGGGAAGUUGAUGGAUCUCUCGUUGCAACGCUUUGCACAUGUAAGUGUUUCGCGCACAGAAGUCCAGCCGACGAUGGUCGCGAGCACGUUCACCCGCCCGAUCGAGAUCGGGCUUCAGGUAAUUGGUGUUUGGCCAGACGCGCCUUACGCGAACAUCAGUCGAAUUCUGUGGACCACGUCGAUGCUGGCCGCGCAGACCUUUCAGUACCGCCACAUGCUGUCGCAUUUACGUUCAGAGGAUUUGUCACUGCUAAUGGAUGGCCUGAGCGCGACGCUGUCGUACAGUUUGUUGUGUGUCAAGUUGAUUGUUUUCUGGACAAAACAACGAAUAUUCCACGACGUGAUAGCGAGUGUUUCGAUGGAUUGGGAGGAAUGUAGAAUGGCCGGCGGCGCCCUAUGCAAUAUGAUCGACGUGGCCAGCCUGUCUCAUCGUUUUUCGAAUUUGAUCAUCGGCCUGCACUCGACGGCCGUGCUGUUCUACUGUAUCGGCGUGAUCGCGCUGCACAGCAGCGACGCCGAUCAGGGUGAUGUCGAGCGCGAGCUCUUCCUCAAGAUGGACCUACCCUUCGAGAGCGACGCGUCGCCGAUUUACGAGCUUGUAAUGACCACGCAGUUCCUGCAUCAAAUGACAUCCGCCACCGUGAUCGGCGUGCUCAGCGCGCUGCUCGUUACGCUGGUGCUGCACGUAGGCGGUCAGAUAGACAUCCUGCGUGAGAGACUGCUAGAAAUUCUGCCGAGGGACAGGAAGUCGACUAUAUCUGUGAUCACAAUGAGCUCGUUGAUCCGUAAGCACCAGAACAUCAUCGUUUUCACCGAGAAAAUCGAGAACCUGUACUCGUACAUCGCACUGGCGCAAUUUGUAUCGAACACCCUCGUCAUCUGCUGCUUAGGAUUCAUCAUCGUGAACUCGAUUGGCGAAGGCCAGGAUUUUUCUAUGCUAGUGAAGUCCCUUUUAUUUUACGUCGUCAUCAAUUUGGAGGCGUUUAUCUUUUGCUUCGCCGGCGAAUAUCUCAGUAUCAAGAGCAAAAUGAUCGGCGACGCGGCAUACGAGUCCCUGUGGUACGAUCUGACUCCCAGCGAGACCCGAAUCCUGCUGCUCUUGAUAAUGAGGUCACAGAAGCAAUUGACAAUCACGGUCGGCAGAUUCACGAAUCUCUCUCUGCAGCAAUUCGCGAACAUCAUUAAAUCGUCAGCCUCGUACGUCUCUGUGCUUCACGCGCUGUAACCAACGACGGCGCCGACUCUCACCGGUCGAUAUUUGCGUGUGUAUCGGUAGCGGCCGACGUUAAAGCCACCGCGUUGCGGACGUUAUUCCGACGUAAGUCGCAUCACACUCAAGAACUCUUACUCUAUUUUUCAAUAAAUAGUCUACGAUCAAGUUGCGUGCACACGCUACGUGUUCAUCCCUCGCUCAUCGUCUCCCUGCGAUAUCUUCACGCGAACUUGGUCAAGUGCGCGGACGCGCGGUUUACCCCGCCGCCGACUCAUUGAAAAUAUGCCGUUGCGCAACUUCCUUCACAACGGGGAGGAAAAUAUUUUUCGUGAAGCCGAAGGUCGUCGCUCAAGUUUUCAUCCACUGAAAGAAGUUCGGAACGUUGUUUCGCGUUAAAUUGCGGAAGUUGCUCCGAUGCGGCAGCGAGGGGGAAGCUUUCCCCUUCUCUCUUUUUCUCGUUGA
Odontomachus brunneus is the source of this 2888-nucleotide messenger RNA. RefSeq lists its product as uncharacterized. The transcript has 11 exons. Gene Ontology annotation, biological process: sensory perception of smell; detection of chemical stimulus involved in sensory perception of smell. Gene Ontology annotation, cellular component: plasma membrane. Gene Ontology annotation, molecular function: odorant binding; olfactory receptor activity. Lineage: Eukaryota; Metazoa; Arthropoda; Insecta; Hymenoptera; Formicidae. The coding region runs from base 132 to 2438 and encodes 768 amino acids. The record is from RefSeq and is a predicted model, not a curated record.